UCUUUAUACUUUUCUGUAUGCUUGAUAUAUUUCAAUUUAAAAAAAUCAGUGGAGUAAGGAAGGAUCAGGCAACAUUGAAAGAGGAAUAUUGCCACACAGUUGCCAAUCUGAUGAAAAUACUGCUUAUGCUAGGUCAAAUUGAGACUCUGAAAGGUAUUUGGGAGCCAGACACUUAUGAGAAUACAUAUUGCUUUGAAUAUUGGAAGAAAGCAAAGCAGUCAAACGAAUUUCUUCUUGGCUUGGAGUUUUGUUUACUUUUCUCAGGUUAGAACUGAUAGUUCUAAUGGUUUUAAGAAGUCAUGGAGAACAGGCCCACCAUGAACCUGAAUAUUUGGUUCUGAGUUUAUAGCCAUUGUCUAGUAAAUACUGUUUAAGGGUUAUUAGCACACAAUGAUCAUAAAAUCUUGUAAUACUUUUAAGAGGUGUAAGAAAUUGAAGUCACCUGAGAAUACUUCCUUCUGAUUUUACAGUGGAGAAAUAAAGGAAUCAGAGCGUUUAAGUGACUUGCCUAAGACCUGUCUGGGCCACCACUUUAGGGAUUGUUUUUUAAUCCAUCAUCAUGCUGGAUUUGUUACUGAGCGAUAAAAUGGUACAGAAGGUAGUCACAUAGAGAAUUUAGGAAAUAAAAUACUCAUUUGUUCAAAUACUUCUUAGGAGGUUGAGAUAUAUCUAUGGGUAGAAGAUUUAGAGGUUAUUUAAGAGAAAUUAGGAUUGUCUAGGGUCCACCCCUCACCGUGGGGAUUCUGAAGGGCAGAGUCUUAUGAGAGAAGAGAGAUCAAGUUACUUGGUGAGUGAGAUGUUCUAGGUGCUCAGUCCAAGGGCUGGCUGGAUGGCUAGCACUGAACUUGUGUGGAUGUUUGUUCAAACUAAUCAGCCUACGAUUGGUUUGUUCCUAAGAAUGAUAAAACUUUGUUCUAGUUUUUUAAAUUGUAAUAAUAAUUCUGUAAGCAUUUAAGAAGAAUGCUUUCUUUAAUGUUGACUUUUUUUUUUUUUUUUGAGACAGAGUCUUGCUCUGUCUCCCGGGCUGGAGUGCAGUGGCACGAUCUCGGCUCACUGCAACCUCUGCCCCCGGGUUGAAGUGAUUCUGCUGCCUCAGCCUCCAGAGUAGCUGGGACUACAGGCGCCCGCCACCAUGCCAGGCUAAUUUUUGUAUCUUUAGUAGAGACGGGGUUUCACCAUGUUGGCCAGGAUGGUCUCGAUCUCCUGACCUUGUGAUCUGCCCGCCUUGGCCCGCCAAAGUGCUGGGAUUGCAGGUGUAAGCCACUGCGCCCGGCCUAAUGUUGACAUUUUUUACUCCUACACGAAGCUGUUAUGUUUUUACUUAUUCUUUUCUAGUCUUUAUCGAUAAUGUAUAAAUAUGUACUGUAUUAUGUAAUUUUAAUUGCUGGAUACAUAUACCUGUCUUCUUAAACUUUUUUAUUCUAUUUUAGUAGAGUCUUUGUAAUAAUCAUUUUUGAAUGUAGUAUUUAGUUGUGUUAAUUUAUUUUAUUUUUCUUAAGUAAUCUAUGAUAGAAUAAGCUAUUUCUGUUUUUACAGAAUAUUGUAGGGAACCUUUAAAAACACACAAUUAGCAUUUUUCUGCUAAUUGCUUUAUUAGGAUGAAUGCAUAGAUUUACUGUGUCAAAGGUUAUAACCAAUUUUAUGACCUUUAGUAUGUAAUUCUGGAAAAUUAAACAGAAACUUAAGUCACAAAUGGCCUUAAACAUUGGCAGGAAGCUGCUGAUUUCCUGACUGUUGUACAGGCAACCCACUGGCAAGUAACAUGUCAAAUACGGACCAUUAUAAUUCCUUAUCAUAAAGGCAGAUACAGUUUUCUUCAAAGGACAUGAAAAUAAUUUAUUUGCUUUUGAUGCCUUUUCUCACUGGGAAAUGAUAUUCUGUAAGUGCACAAUGUGCACUUGAAUGUGAAGUUGUGGUGAGGAUUUUUAUUUUUAUUUUUGUACAACCGAGUUAUAAUAAAGGAAACAAACUUUAUGUCACUUCUAGGCUGAUGAAAUACCCUAGUAAAUGCAGUGCAUUUUUGCAUGACUAAUAGGAGUAGGGGCGGGGCUUUGACUUUUACAUCAGUCAGGUUAAAAUCACCUGUUUGCUGGUUUCCCUAAGACAGUGAUGUAUUGCCCUUUGCUUAACUUUUUGUUAGUUGGGAAAUGUAUUCUACUUUGAUGACUGGUGUUUUUCUGCUUAGUGGGGAUAUUUUCUGUGAAGCCAGGAUAAACAAUUCUAUAAUGCAAAUCUGAACACAUCACUGCCUUGCUUAAAAUCUUUCACUAGCUGCCCUUUGCUGUUAGGAUUAAGUCUAUCCAAACUCCUUAGCAUGGUAUAAAGAGCCUCUCAUGGUCACAGCCUUCCUUUCCUUCCAUUCCCUUUCUUGCAGUCAGCACUCCAGCCCUUCUGACCGUUUUUGUUUCUUAAAUAUGUUGUGAUCUCUCUUACUUCUAGGACAGUAAGUUCUGUAGAUUCCUUGGUGAAUAUACAGCCUUAGAGACUGCAAGAAUUCUGAGCAGUAUUUCUAAGGGUUAGAUUUCCCUCCAAGUACCAUUAACAUUCUGGGCUGCCACAUUUCAAGAUUUACUCUGGAGAUGUGAGGUGGAAGCCAUGUUAAAUGGCUGGAAGAUAAUCCUGUGGGAGAGAUAAGCUUUGUCAUUUUAUUUUUACCAGGUGUGUUGCAGUGAGUGUUGAAAAGCCUUCCACAAAAAAUAGAGUCUUCUUUUUUCCCCUGUUAUGAUUAAAUUACUGGCUGCUAAUCUUUCAUGAUGAAGAGAGAAGCCCAAAAGCAAUUUCAGAACAUGCAUCUCAUGCUGAUUAGUGGUUAUAAUGAUUUCACAUGGAUAGUAUUCCUUGUGUUUGAAAGUUAUUUUAUUGGUGAGAUCUGCAAAAUCAACAAGGCUAGUUUAUCUUUGCAAAAACUUGUGACAAGCUUAUAGCUACACUCCUUGGGGAACACAGUUCACAUUUAAGAUUUUGCCUCAGGCACCUCUGUUCAGCUUUAUGCUGUGUCUUUCAGAUUCUAGAUAUGAAACUGGUUUGACAUUAAUACCUAGCAUGAUAGCUUUUUAGAUACACUCUUUGCUUGCAUUAAGUCAGACAAAAUCUGCAGAGCCUAGCACUAUGCUCAGUAUAUGAGCUGCUUUCUCUGUGUAUCUUGGUUCAUACGAGAGUCAGUGUACCUAGGCAGUCAGUAAACAGUCAUUGAUUAGAUUUGGAUUUAAUAAAUUUAAGCCUGGCCAAUAAUUAGUGGGAACCAAACCAAGGCAACCUAUAGUAAAUGGAGCAUUGCAUCGAAGAUCUCAGUUCUUCAAAUAAGGCACAGAUAAAGGAUCUCUAUGUAUUACCCUCCUGUUCUUGGAUUUAAUUGUUCAAAUGUUUCACGCAAACCCCAAUUUCAGGCUAAUAUUUAGGCAUUCUCUUCUAUGUUAUACCUCAGGUAAUUUGGAAACAUUUGUAUUUCUAAAUCUAUUUCUGUAUAAACUUUCUAUGAAUUGUAUAUCUCUCCCUCUCUAUAUUAUAUAGUAUAGAUUUAAAUUGAAAAAUUCAUUGUUCCCUUCAGAGGUGUAAGAGUAUUCUGGCCCAGCUGGAAAUGUUAUGUUAAAUUUGAAAUUCUACUACCUAAAUUUUGGACUUGUGUACUACUGUUUUAGUAGAGCUAUAUGAUACUGCAGAUAAAGUUCCAAAACAAUCUGUGGUGAAAAAAUUCUUGUUCAGGGACCUGUUGUUCAGUGAAACUGCUUUUCUAUUGGGUACCUGUAUUCUUUUUUGGUUAAGUUAAAAAAAAAAAAAGGAUUUAUUGGCCUAUGUCUUAAGGGGGUUGGGGGAGGACCCAUGGUUCAUGGACUCCAAGGAUAUAAAGGCAUUCCCCUUCUCAGUAAGAAUCCUGCUAUUCUGCUUCCUGUUCAUUGGUCUUAUUUUCUGCCACAAUGAGGUUUUAUCCACAUGAUUUGAAUAGAGAACAGUUGGCUGCCCCAAGAUGAUGUCUGUUUAUCAAAUCUCCCUGAAAGACUUGUGUUUGUGUCACCCUUGGUCUGGAAGGUGGACAGUGCAGGCAUGGAUGGGGGUCAGGUGGGACACUGUGAUCUGUAGUGUUAACAGAAUCACCUGGUAUGAGAAGUUUCUAGAGAGAUAAAAACAGAUGUCAGCUGUAAUAUCUUGAACUGGCAGUUAAAAAUUUUUUUGUAAGUUGUGGAAAAUAAACAACAUAAAAUUUACCAUGUGAGCCAUUUUUAAGCUUACAGUUCAGUAGUGUUAAGUACAUUCACGUUGUUUUACAUCUAAUCUCCAGAACUCUUUUCAUCUUGCAAAACUGAAACUCUGUACCCAGUAGAUAAUAACUACCCAUUGCUUUUUCCUGCUAGCUCCUGCCAACCACCAUUCUACUUUUUCUAUCUCUGGAUUUGACUACUCUGGCUACUUCUUAUAAGUGGAAUUGUCCAUAAUGUCCUUUUUCACUGGCAUGUUUCACUUAGCAUAAUGUCCUCAAGGUUUAUCCAUGUUUUUGCAUAUGAUGGAAUUUCCUUCCUUUUAAAGGCUGAAUAAUAUUCCAUUGUAUGUAUAUACAACAUUUCGUUUAUCCAUCUAUGUUGUUGGAUGCUUGGGUGGCUUCUACCUUUUGACUGUUGUGAAUGAUAUUUCUAUGAACAUGGGUUUGCAAAUAUCUCGUUGAGACCCUGCUUUCAGUUGUUUUGUGAACUGCCACUUUUUUGGAUAACUCUCAUUUGAAACUAUGUUCAUCUUUUUUUCCUUAAAAACUGCCCGUAAUUAACUCUUUUUGGUGCCCAGUAAGUGGAAAAUUUAGAACAGCAAAAUGUUUGCUUUAUUCAACAAGCACCUUCUCAAAAUCUAGAAAACAAAGAACAUUGAGAACACUGUGGAAGUAAGUAUGAUUGUGAGUAGCUGGCUGACGUAGAAGAUUUUAAUUUUUACUAUGAUGCAUAAAUAUGUACCUUUGCAAGUUUUAGCAGACAAGAGCAUGAGGUCCGAUCAUAGACCUAUGACUUUGGGGAAGUUACCUAAAGCCUUGCCAGCCACCAUUUACUUAUUUGCAGAGAGGGGGUUGGUUAUACCUGCUAGGGUUAAUUAGACUAUUAAAUGAGAUAACAUGUGCAGAACACAUAGCCAGUGGUAGGUGGUCAGUAAGUGGUUUCCUCUCUCCUGUAUUCUUUCAGGGGAAUAGAAGACGACCACUGUGUGAGGAUCUCUGUAUUGUUCAGCUCUGAUGCUCCUCCUACUGUGGGUGGUAGAUCUCCCUCUUAACAAGGCUUUCUUGGCAAGCAUUUUUAAACUUUACAUUUUCUUAUUUUUUUAUUAUUGUUAUUGAUAUUUUGUUUGGCAUAGGUACUGUAUUGACAUGGUUCAGAAAGCAAACCAGGGCCGGGUGCCGUGGCUCAUGCCUGUAAUCCCAGCACACUGGAAGGCAGAGGUGGGUGGAUCACUUGAGGUCAGGAGUUAAAGACCAGCUGGCCAACAUGGUGAAACCUUAUCCCUACUAAAAAUACAAAAAUUAGCUGGGCGUGGUGGCAGGCGCCUGUACUCAGGAGUAUCCCAGCUACUCAGGAGGCUGAGGCCAGAGGAUGGCUUGAACCCUGGAGAUGGAGGUUGUAGUGAGCUGAGAUCACACCACUGCACUCCAGCCUGGGCGACAGAGCAAGACUCUGUGUCAAAGAAAAAAAAAAAGAAAGAAAGAAAACCAGUAUAACAGGGUACAAAUUGAGAAGGUUUGCUCCCAUUUUUGUUUGUCCGUCAACUUCGUUCCCUGUUUCCUUAAGUGCUCUUCUCAUCUCUAGGACCUAUUAAUCGCUUCUCUGAAGUAGCUUUGGAAAGUAGAGAAGAAAAUCCAGUUUGCUUCUUGGAGAACACUGGACAGCUGAAUAAAUGCAGUAUCUAAAUAUAAAAGAGGACUGCAAUGCCAUGGCUUUCUGUGCUAAAAUGAGGAGCUCCAAGAAGACUGAGGUGAACCUGGAGGCCCCUGAGCCAGGGGUGGAAGUGAUCUUCUAUCUGUCGGACAGGGAGCCCCUCCGGCUGGGCAGUGGAGAGUACACAGCAGAGGAACUGUGCAUCAGGGCUGCACAGGCAUGCCGUAUCUCUCCUCUUUGUCACAACCUCUUUGCCCUGUAUGACGAGAACACCAAGCUCUGGUAUGCUCCAAAUCGCACCAUCACCGUUGAUGACAAGAUGUCCCUCCGGCUCCACUACCGGAUGAGGUUCUAUUUCACCAAUUGGCAUGGAACCAACGACAAUGAGCAGUCAGUGUGGCGUCAUUCUCCAAAGAAGCAGAAAAAUGGCUACGAGAAAAAAAAGAUUCCAGAUGCAACCCCUCUCCUUGAUGCCAGCUCACUGGAGUAUCUGUUUGCUCAGGGACAGUAUGAUUUGGUGAAAUGCCUGGCUCCUAUUCGAGACCCCAAGACCGAGCAGGAUGGACAUGAUAUUGAGAACGAGUGUCUAGGGAUGGCUGUCCUGGCCAUCUCACACUAUGCCAUGAUGAAGAAGAUGCAGUUGCCAGAACUGCCCAAGGACAUCAGCUACAAGCGAUAUAUUCCAGAAACAUUGAAUAAGUCCAUCAGACAGAGGAACCUUCUCACCAGGAUGCGGAUAAAUAAUGUUUUCAAGGAUUUCCUAAAGGAAUUUAACAACAAGACCAUUUGUGACAGCAGUGUGUCCACGCAUGACCUGAAGGUGAAAUACUUGGCUACCUUGGAAACUUUGACAAAACAUUACGGUGCUGAAAUAUUUGAGACUUCCAUGUUACUGAUUUCAUCAGAAAAUGAGAUGAAUUGGUUUCAUUCGAAUGACAGUGGAAACGUUCUCUACUACGAAGUGAUGGUGACUGGGAAUCUUGGAAUCCAGUGGAGGCAUAAACCAAAUGUUGUUUCUGUUGAAAAGGAAAAAAAUAAACUGAAGCGGAAAAAACUGGAAAAUAAACACAAGAAGGAUGAGGAGAAAAACAAGAUCCGGGAAGAGUGGAACAAUUUUUCUUACUUCCCUGAAAUCACUCACAUUGUAAUAAAGGAGUCUGUGGUCAGCAUUAACAAGCAGGACAACAAGAAAAUGGAACUGAAGCUCUCGUCCCACGAGGAGGCCUUGUCCUUUGUGUCCCUGGUAGAUGGCUACUUCCGGCUCACAGCAGACGCCCAUCAUUACCUCUGCACCGACGUGGCCCCCCCGUUGAUCGUCCACAACAUACAGAAUGGCUGUCAUGGUCCAAUCUGUACAGAAUACGCCAUCAAUAAAUUGCGGCAAGAAGGAAGCGAGGAGGGGAUGUACGUGCUGAGGUGGAGCUGCACCGACUUUGACAACAUCCUCAUGACCGUCACCUGCUUUGAGAAGUCUGAGCAGGUGCAGGGUGCCCAGAAGCAGUUCAAGAACUUUCAGAUCGAGGUGCAGAAGGGCCGCUACAGUCUGCACGGUUCGGACCGCAGCUUCCCCAGCUUGGGAGACCUCAUGAGCCACCUCAAGAAGCAGAUCCUGCGCACGGAUAACAUCAGCUUCAUGCUAAAACGCUGCUGCCAGCCCAAGCCCCGAGAAAUCUCCAACCUGCUGGUGGCUACUAAGAAAGCCCAGGAGUGGCAGCCCGUCUACCCCAUGAGCCAGCUGAGUUUCGAUCGGAUCCUCAAGAAGGAUCUGGUGCAGGGCGAGCACCUUGGGAGAGGCACGAGAACACACAUCUAUUCUGGGACCCUGAUGGAUUACAAGGAUGACGAAGGAACUUCUGAAGAGAAGAAGAUAAAAGUGAUCCUCAAAGUCUUAGACCCCAGCCACAGGGAUAUUUCCCUGGCCUUCUUCGAGGCAGCCAGCAUGAUGAGACAGGUCUCCCACAAACACAUCGUGUACCUCUAUGGCGUCUGUGUCCGCGACGUGGAGAAUAUCAUGGUGGAAGAGUUUGUGGAAGGGGGUCCUCUGGAUCUCUUCAUGCACCGGAAAAGCGAUGUCCUUACCACACCAUGGAAAUUCAAAGUUGCCAAACAGCUGGCCAGUGCCCUGAGCUACUUGGAGGAUAAAGACCUGGUCCAUGGAAAUGUGUGUACUAAAAACCUCCUCCUGGCCCGUGAGGGCAUCGACAGUGAGUGUGGCCCGUUCAUCAAGCUCAGUGACCCCGGCAUCCCCAUUACGGUGCUGUCUAGGCAAGAAUGCAUUGAACGAAUCCCAUGGAUUGCUCCCGAGUGUGUUGAGGACUCCAAGAACCUGAGUGUGGCUGCUGACAAGUGGAGCUUUGGAACCACGCUCUGGGAAAUCUGCUACAAUGGCGAGAUCCCCUUGAAAGACAAGACGCUGAUUGAGAAAGAGAGAUUCUAUGAAAGCCGGUGCAGGCCAGUGACACCAUCAUGUAAGGAGCUGGCUGACCUCAUGACCCGCUGCAUGAACUAUGACCCCAAUCAGAGGCCUUUCUUCCGAGCCAUCAUGAGAGACAUUAAUAAGCUUGAAGAGCAGAAUCCAGAUAUUGUUUCAGAAAAAAAACCAGCAACUGAAGUGGACCCCACACAUUUUGAAAAGCGCUUCCUGAAGAGGAUCCGUGACUUGGGAGAGGGCCACUUUGGGAAGGUUGAGCUCUGCAGGUAUGACCCUGAAGGGGACAAUACAGGGGAGCAGGUGGCUGUUAAAUCUCUGAAGCCUGAGAGUGGAGGUAACCACAUAGCUGAUCUGAAAAAGGAAAUCGAGAUCUUAAGGAACCUCUAUCAUGAGAACAUUGUGAAGUACAAAGGAAUCUGCACAGAAGACGGAGGAAAUGGUAUUAAGCUCAUCAUGGAAUUUCUGCCUUCGGGAAGCCUUAAGGAAUAUCUUCCAAAGAAUAAGAACAAAAUUAACCUCAAACAGCAGCUAAAAUAUGCCGUUCAGAUUUGUAAGGGGAUGGACUAUUUGGGUUCUCGGCAAUACGUUCACCGGGACUUGGCAGCAAGAAAUGUCCUUGUUGAGAGUGAACACCAAGUGAAAAUUGGAGACUUCGGUUUAACCAAAGCAAUUGAAACCGAUAAGGAGUAUUACACCGUCAAGGAUGACCGGGACAGCCCUGUGUUUUGGUAUGCUCCAGAAUGUUUAAUGCAAUCGAAAUUUUAUAUUGCCUCUGACGUCUGGUCUUUUGGAGUCACUCUGCAUGAGCUGCUGACUUACUGUGAUUCAGAUUCUAGUCCCAUGGCUUUGUUCCUGAAAAUGAUAGGCCCAACCCAUGGCCAGAUGACAGUCACAAGACUUGUGAAUACAUUAAAAGAAGGAAAACGCCUGCCGUGCCCACCUAACUGUCCAGAUGAGGUUUAUCAACUUAUGAGGAAAUGCUGGGAAUUCCAACCAUCCAAUCGGACAAGCUUUCAGAACCUUAUUGAAGGAUUUGAAGCACUUUUAAAAUAAGAAGCAUGAAUAACAUUUAAAUUCCACAGAUUAUCAAGUCCUUCUCCUGCAACAAAUGCCCAAGUCAUUUUUUAAAAAUUUCUAAUGAAAAAAGUUUGUGUUUUGUCCAAAAAGUCACUGAACUCAUACUUCAGUACAUAUACAUGUAUAAGGCACACUGUAGUGCUUAAUAUGUGUAAGGACUUCCUCUUUAAAUUUGGUACCAGUAACUUAGUGACACAUAAUGACAACCAAAAUAUUUGAAAGCACUUAAGCACUCCUCCUUGUGGAAAGAAUAUACCACCAUUUCAUCUGGCUAGUUCACCAUCACAACUGCAUUACCAAAAGGGGAUUUUUGAAAACAAGAGGAGUUGACCAAAAUAAUGUCUGAAGAUGAUUGCUUUUCCCUGCUGCCAGCUGAUCUGAAAUGUUUUGCUGGCACAUUAAUCAUAGAUAAAGAUUGAUGGACUUAGCCCUCAAAUUUCAGUAUCUAUACAGUACUAGACCAUGCAUUCUUAAAAUAUUAGAUACCAGGUAGUAUAUAUUGUUUCUGUACAAAAAUGACUGUAUUCUCUCACCAGUAGGACUUAAACUUUGUUUCUCCAGUGGCUUAGCUCCUGUUCCUUUGGGUGACCACUAGCACCCAUUUUUGAGAAAACUGGUUCUACAUGGGGGGAUAGCUGUGGAAUAGAUAAUUUGCUGCAUGUUAAUUCUCAAGAACUAAGCCUGUGCCAGUGCUUUCCUAAGCAGUAUACCUUUAAUCAGAACUUAUUCCCAGAACCUGGAUGCUAUUACACAUGCUUUUAAGAAACGUCAAUGUAUAUCCUUUUAUAACUCUACCACUUUGGGGCAAAUUCCAGCACUGGUUUUGAAUGCUGUAUGCAACCAGUCUGAAUACCACAUACGCUGCACUGUUCUUAGAGUGUUUCCAUACUUACCACCGAUCUACAAGGGUUGAUCCCUGUUUUUACCAUCAUCACCCUAUGGUGCAACACUUGAAAGGAAAGACCCGGCUAGAGGCACUAUGGACUUCAGGAUCCACUAGACAGUUUUCAGUUUGCUUGGAGGUAGCUGGGUAAUCAAUCAAAAAUGUUUAGUCACUGAUUCAAUGUGAACAAUUAAGGUCUUCAUGACCAAGAGUCUGAAAAUCUUUUUGUUGUUAUGCUGUUUAGUAUUCGUUUGAUAUUGUUACUUUUCACCUGUUGAGCCCAAAUUCAGGAUUGGUUCAGUGGCAGCAAUGAAGUUGCCAUUUAAAUUUGUUCAUAGCCUACAUCACCAAGGUCUCUGUGUCAAACCUGUGGCCACUCUAUAUGCACUUUGUUUACUCUUUAUACAAAUAAAUAUACUAAAGACUUUA
This is a messenger RNA of Pan troglodytes (chimpanzee), 10666 nucleotides long. RefSeq names its product Janus kinase 1 (gene JAK1). Gene Ontology annotation, cellular component: membrane; cytosol; cytoskeleton. The record is from RefSeq and is a predicted model, not a curated record. Gene Ontology annotation, biological process: cytokine-mediated signaling pathway; growth hormone receptor signaling pathway via JAK-STAT; cell surface receptor signaling pathway via JAK-STAT. Gene Ontology annotation, molecular function: ATP binding; non-membrane spanning protein tyrosine kinase activity; growth hormone receptor binding. The transcript is spliced from 25 exons. The coding region runs from base 5866 to 9330 and encodes 1154 amino acids. Lineage: Eukaryota; Metazoa; Chordata; Mammalia; Primates; Hominidae.